ACGGCCCAAAAAAGAUUGCCCAACCGAGGGAGGAGAGCUUGGAAGCUCGCUCCGAUCCGAGCCAAAAUACAAAUCUGAGUACGUAUCUGAACCUGAAUCCAAUUCCGCUGACAGUUGAGAGAGGUAAGCGGAGCUAAAGACACGCCGUCGAGUUGCAAAUGCGCAAAGUAAACAAAAUUAAUUGCUAGACUGGAACUUGAAUCUCUUACUCAUUGCGAUCCGAAACCUGAACUUCGUACCUGAGUGUUUUUUUAAGAAUGGAUCAGAAGAGGGCCAUGCUGUAUCCGCAGGUGGAUUUCGAUUCACCGAGUGCUCCUUCUCCGACACCAACAAGGGACUUGGCCAAUCCGCUGGGCCAUCCCGUGGAGGCUCCUCCAUCGUACGAUGCAGCAAUAGCAAUUCCUCCAGUGGUUGCCACACCAGCGAUUGCCCCAACACCGCCCCAGCCAGUAAUUGUUGUAACCGAACAGCCACAACCACAACCACCUACAGUGGUGCCGAUUGAUGCUUUGAAUUUGGGCCCAAAUCCAUGCCGUGUUACAUGUCCAGCAUGUGGUGCUCAGAAGACUACCAGGAUGACCCAUACAGCCAAUUCGAGAACCCACAUGGGGGCUGGGCUGCUCUGCUUGGUGGGAUGGUGCUGCUGUGCCUGUAUAGUUCCUUAUUGCAUGAGAAGUUGCCGCACUGGAAACCACUACUGCCGUAAAUGCAACACAUUCUUGGGGUCAUAUGAUCCUAAAGGAACGAAGUGAUUAUAAGACUGUGAUAAGAUGUGAUCUGGGGUCUAUACACAAGAGAAAAUAUUAGUGAGAGGCAAUGCAUAUAUAAUAUUAACCAUUACGUAAAAAAGUUUAUCUCCCUACAACCAGCUGAUUUAUUUGCAAAUAAUUAAGAUACUACAGUGACUAUUUACUUAAAAAAUAAAAAUGAACAAGAAAAACUAAUAACAAGAAAAUAUUAUGGAUGACUUGAAACAUAAAU
Molecule: messenger RNA, 981 nt
Organism: Drosophila bipectinata
Lineage: Eukaryota; Metazoa; Arthropoda; Insecta; Diptera; Drosophilidae
Product: lipopolysaccharide-induced tumor necrosis factor-alpha factor homolog
Molecular function (GO): zinc ion binding
Source: RefSeq, a predicted model, not a curated record